AUGGCACCUCUGCUUGGGCCAUGGUUCCCCACUGACAGCCGAGGUCUCGAACAGGGUCUUGGCGAGGGACUUGAAGGUUAUCUGAUGAACCGGGGUCAGCCAGCAUCAGACAUGAGCGAUAUGAGACCAGGGCAAAGGGAGGAGCAAAAGGGAUCCCUGGACUCCCCCGGAAGGAGAAACAUGGCGCCGCCCAACUGUUCAGAGCCCUAA
Messenger RNA from Neurospora tetraspora, 210 nucleotides. RefSeq lists its product as uncharacterized. Bases 1 to 210 code for a protein of 69 amino acids. Lineage: Eukaryota; Fungi; Ascomycota; Sordariomycetes; Sordariales; Sordariaceae. The record is from RefSeq and is a predicted model, not a curated record. The transcript has 2 exons.